AUGAUCACCGGCGACCACCAGCUAACGGCGGAAGCGGUUGCACGGAAAAUUGGUUUGUCCGGCCGCGGCGCGAUCAUUUCGCGCGCGAAGCCGGAAGACAAGCUGCACAUCAUCCAGAUUUUCCAGGAGAACGACGAGAUCGUCGCGAUGACGGGCGACGGCGUGAAUGACGCGCCAGCGCUGCGCCGCAGCGACAUUGGCAUCUCGCUCGGCUUGAGCGGGACGGAAGUCGCCAAAGAAGCGUCCGACAUUGUGCUAGCAGACGACAACUUCGCCACAAUCGUGGCCGCAAUCGAAGAGGGUCGCGCGAUUUACAGCAACAUGAAGUGCUUCAUUCGCUACUUGAUCAGCUCGAACAUCGGCGAGAUUUGCAGCAUCUUCUUCGCCGCAGCGCUGGGCAUUCCGGACGUCUUUCUGUCGAUCCAGCUGCUGUGGGUAAACCUCGUCACGGAUGGGCCGCCCGCGACGGCGCUGAGCUUCAACCGCGUCGAGCCGAACAUCAUGGAGCGGCCGCCGCGGCCGCCGACUGAGCCACUGAUCUCUUCGAAGACUCUGGCGCGCUACUGCGUAAUCGGCUUCUACGUCGGCUUCGCGACGGUCGCCGUGUUUAUCUGGCACUUUACGCAGCGCACGCAGUCGGGCUACUCGCCCAUCACGCUCGGCAUGUUGCGCGACUACGGCAGUUGCGCGAAGUGGGCCGACUUCAACCCCAGUCCGUACCUGCGCCGCAGCGACGCGCCUGGCUACGACCUCUGCGACGUGUUUAGCUUUGGCGCGAUCAAAGCGUCCACCCUUUCGCUGACGACGCUCGUCGUGCUCGAACUGCUGAACGCGCUGAACGCGUUGAGCGAGCGGCUGAGCGUGCUGUCGAUUGGAGUGUUUUCCAACAAGCUGCUGCUUUGGGCGCUGAGCUGCAGUCUGCUGAUCCACCUCGCGGUGCUCUACGUGCCACCGCUGCGCGCGAUCUUCCACCUCCAACCGCUGAGCUUGUACGAGUGGGUGGUGGUUGCAGCGUUCUCGCUGCCAAUCGUGCUGCUCGACGAGGCGAUCAAAUGUCUGCUCCGGACUGCUGUUUGGAAAGCCGCAAUGAGCUAA
This is a messenger RNA of Dermatophagoides pteronyssinus (European house dust mite), 1095 nucleotides long. RefSeq names its product calcium-transporting ATPase 4, endoplasmic reticulum-type-like. The record is from RefSeq and is a predicted model, not a curated record. NCBI's taxonomy places the organism in Eukaryota, Metazoa, Arthropoda, Arachnida, Sarcoptiformes, Pyroglyphidae.